GGGAUCUGACGAUUAUACCAUAAAAGUUUGGUCUAUCAAAGGUUCAGGGAGUACACCAACAUGUACUUUGCGCCAUACCCUUCGAGGUCAUGUUGCGGAAAUAAUUGAGCUUGCAAUAUCUAUGGAUAAUCAUUUGCUUGCGUCGAUAGAUUCAAACUGUUGUCUUGUUGUGUGGUGCUUGAAAACUGCUCAACCAGUAGUAGCUGUCCGGGGAUCACGUAAUAAUCGAGUGCUAUCUGGUCUUGGUUUCAUCGGCGUACCCAAAACUGUGUGUUCAACAGUUCCAUCCAUUUCAAAUAGUGGUGAGCAUCCUUCUGGUAUGCUUGUAGUAUCAUCCUUUGGCGGUUACCUACAUGUAAUACCUUAUGUUCAUACUGUUCGUUGUGACCGUUGUAACCAACAUCCAGCUGACGAAUUCGGCCAUGUAGAAGCUAACCGUGAAAACAGAUGGAUAUGUUGUACUGUUCAACUACUCCGCGCUACUCGUUUCACAACAGCUCCUGAAGGGACACCAAAUGUAUUUUGGCCAUCGAUUGCGUGUAUUGACGUCAGUCCAGGUAAGCUGUUAAGUUAAUUUUUCUCCACAUAUUUCUUUUAUAUAUUCUACUUCGGAAACGUCUUAUAUGUUUGUUUGAACAUAAUCGUCUGUGUUCGGAAUAUGUUAUCUGCCAAGUUCAGGAUUGCACUAAUUAAC
Molecule: messenger RNA, 694 nt
Organism: Heterobilharzia americana
Lineage: Eukaryota; Metazoa; Platyhelminthes; Trematoda; Strigeidida; Schistosomatidae
Source: the annotation of a GenBank genome assembly